Messenger RNA from Eremothecium cymbalariae DBVPG#7215, 1710 nucleotides. RefSeq names its product ubiquitin-binding protein (gene GGA1). Bases 1 to 1710 code for a protein of 569 amino acids. Gene Ontology annotation, molecular function: ubiquitin binding; phosphatidylinositol binding. Gene Ontology annotation, biological process: protein transport to vacuole involved in ubiquitin-dependent protein catabolic process via the multivesicular body sorting pathway; Golgi to endosome transport; Golgi to vacuole transport. The transcript has a single exon. Gene Ontology annotation, cellular component: trans-Golgi network. The record is from RefSeq and is a predicted model, not a curated record. Lineage: Eukaryota; Fungi; Ascomycota; Saccharomycetes; Saccharomycetales; Saccharomycetaceae.
AUGUCAUCCAGUGGUAUAUAUCUCUCUGAAGCACCUGUUAGGAGAACAGGAGGUAGCGGUAACGCGUUACUAAGAAAAAUCCAAAGAGCAUGUAGGUUGUCGCUGGUUGAGCCCGAUCUAUCAUUAAACCUUGAUGUUGCUGAUUAUAUUAAUGCCAAGCAGGGAGGUGCUCCGAGGGAUGCUGUUCUCACUAUUGUCAAGCUAAUUAACUCCAGAGGUAUCCAUACGGCCGUCUUUGCAUUAAGUUUAUUGGAUGUGUUGGUCAAAAAUUGUGGUUAUCCUAUCCACUUGCAGAUAUCCAGAAAGGAGUUUUUGAAUGAAUUGGUAAAGAGGUUUCCAGAGAAGCCUCCUAUGAGGUAUACAAAAGUUCAAAGAUUGAUUUUAACUGCGAUUGAAGAAUGGUACCAGACAAUAUGCAAGAAUUCAAGUUACAAGGAGGAUAUGAAAUAUAUAAGAGAUAUGCAUAGUUUGUUGAAGUACAAAGGAUACGUAUUUCCCAAAAUUAAUCAAGAAGACUUGGCUGUUUUAAGGCCAAGUGAUCAUUUGAAGACGCCAAGCGAACUUCAAAAAGAACAGGAGAUUGCACAAGCUGCGAAGCUAGAAGAACUCAUUAGGCGUGGCAAACCCGAAGAUUUGAGGGAAGCCAACAAGUUAAUGAAAGUCAUGGCUGGUUACAAAGAGGAUAAUAUUGUUAACGUAACUCAAACUUUAACUGAUGAAUUGACUAAAUUAAAGCGGAAAGCAGACUUAUUCAAUGAGAUGUUAAGUGCUUUGGACACAGCUGAGGUGGAAGAUGGGGCCAUUGUGGAAUUAUAUAGCUCUUUGAAAUCCUCACAGCCUAAAUUUCAAAAGAUCAUUGAAGAAAAGCAGGGAGAUGAAGAGUUUGUCCAGGAUUUAUUGCAAUUUAAUGUUAAAGUGAAUCAGCUGAUUCAGAAGUACCAAUUAUUGAGAACGGGUCAUGCUAGUGACGCUCACAAACUUGAAAUCCCUGUCAGUACAACCAGCCCUGCAGGUUCUACUACAUUGGCCAACGAAAUUAACUUGAUAGAUUUUGAUGACAAUGAUAACGACGAUAUUCAAGGUUCUGGUGGAGGAGAUGGAGGACUUGACGAUCUACUAGGCGAUUUGUUGGGCAUGAAGGUUUCUCCGCCUUCUCAAGGCUAUGGAAUUGGCGGUAGUAUUUCUUUAGGUUCUAGCCAAAUAGCUCAACCUAUAGAAACAGCUAAAAACCACAAUUCUAUUGAUUUAUUGGCGGAGCUUUCUUCGUCCCAUCAUCCUUCCCCACCAACUUCGGAGUCUUUUACACCCUCUCGUGAUGUUGAUCUGUUAGAUGGCUUUAAAUCAUCAACAUCCUCAAGCAAUGGUCGGUUAUUGGUCAAUAGCUCGUCGAACUUAAGUUUGGAGUUUGAAGUUACUAGGGUCAAUUCUUCAGCCAUAAAAAUGUUCUCUUACUUUUCAAGUCGUUCGAUUUUUCCAAUUGAGGAUCUAACAUUUCUGGUGGCCGUUCCAAAAACUUGUAAUCUAAAGUUGUUGCCUCAGUCAGGAAACACCAUUGCUUCUGGAUCUGUUGAUGGCGUUACUCAAGAGGGCCUAAUUGAAAAUGCUCCAGUUGAUGCAUCUAAGCCUUUAAAAAUCAAAUGGAAAUUAACUUAUACUUUGGACGGCAAAUCAAUCGAGGAAAGCUCUGUUUAUACUUUACCUAAAGUUUAG